Molecule: messenger RNA, 6495 nt
Organism: Eriocheir sinensis (Chinese mitten crab)
Lineage: Eukaryota; Metazoa; Arthropoda; Malacostraca; Decapoda; Varunidae
Product: zinc finger protein 665-like
Exons: 2
Coding region: 248-1945 (565 amino acids)
Biological process (GO): regulation of transcription by RNA polymerase II
Molecular function (GO): RNA polymerase II cis-regulatory region sequence-specific DNA binding; DNA-binding transcription factor activity
Source: RefSeq, a predicted model, not a curated record
AAGACAUAAAGGGCGGCCAGGGGGUGAUAAAAACGGUGAAAAUGGCGUAAAAUGAUGUCUGGCGGGAGGCCUUUCAGGAAACGCCUCUCCACCACAACAAACGACGCCAUAGGCAGAAAGGACGCUGAGCUCUCUUAUUUUUCCCUCCUGAAGCCUGCGGAGGUGUUUGUAAGUGAGGGAGAGUGCUGGCGGCCACCCCCUCAGCCUUCCAGUCUCUGCUAAGGCUCAGCUAGUACCACUGACCACCAUGGAAGCAGUGCCGCCCCAGUACCCGCCGAGGGCUGUGUCCCAUGCCUCUUCGCAGACCAUGCCGGAGAUCCCCCAGCAGCAGCAGCAGCAACAACAACAGCAGCAGCAACAGCCCCAGCAACCUGACGCGCAGGUAGCCGCGCAGAUUGGCCUGUGGCUGCAGACCAACGAGAAGCCGUACGAGUGUGAAGAGUGCAGCAAGCGCUUUGCCCAGGAGAGCCACCUCAAUAACCACAUCGUCUGGCACCGUAAGGUCAAGCGGUUCGAGUGUGAGCUGUGUCACAAGCGCUUCACCAUGGAGAGUCACUUGGACAGCCACAUGAUUGUGCAUAGCGCCGAGAAGAACUUUAAGUGUGACCUUUGCGACAAACGCUUCACCAUGGAGAGCCACCUCAACGGCCACAUGCUGGUGCACAGCCAGGAGAAGAAGUUUGAGUGCGAGCUGUGCCAGAAGCGCUUCAGCAUCCCCUCCCACCUGCGCAGCCACAUGCUGGUGCACGUCAAAGACAAGCGCUUCGAGUGCGGCCGCUGCGGCAAGAGGUUCGUGCAGCGCAGUCACCUCAACAGCCACAUGAACGCCCACAAUGCUGAGAAGAACCUGGAGUGUGGCAUCUGCGGCAAGCGGUUUGCCCUGGAGAUCCACAUGAACGCACACAACCUCAUCCACACCAUGGAGCGGAAGUUUGAGUGUCCCGUCUGCCAGAAGCGGUUCACCAUGGGCAUCCACCUCAACGCACACAUGCUCAUGCACAACGUGGAGAAGAAGUUCGAGUGCGUGAUCUGUGGCAAGCGUUUCUCCAUGGAGAGCCACCUGAACAGCCACAUGAUCGUGCACAGUGAGAAGCGCUUCGAGUGUGAAGUCUGUGGCAAGCGCUACACACGCAAGAGCCACCUCAACAGCCACAGCUUCGUGCACAGCGAGGAGAAGCGCUACGAAUGCGAGGUGUGCAGGAAGAAGUUUGCCCAGAAGAGCCACCUCAGUAGCCACCGCGUGGUGCACACAGACGAGAAGCGCUUCGAGUGCGAGGAGUGCGGCAAACGCUUCAUCCAGGAGAUCCACCUCAACAGCCACAUGUACGUCCACACUGCCGAGAAGAAGUUUGAGCGGCACGACUGGAACCGGCCGCCCGUGCCACAGGGACACAUCAAUGGCCACAAGUUCAUCCACAACGACAUGAAGAAGUUCGAGUGCGAUGAGUGUGGCAAGCGGUUCUCGCAGGAGAGCCACCUCAACAGCCACCGCUUUGUGCACACCCAGGACAAGACCUAUGAGUGCGAGGAGUGUGGCAAGCGGUUCCGGCAGGAGAGCCAUCUCACCUCUCACAUGUUCGUGCACACGGAGAAGAAGCGCUACGAGUGCCCGGAGUGCGGCAAGCAGUUCACGCAGGAGAGCCACCUCAACAGCCACCGCUUCGUGCACAACGUCGACAGGAAAAACGAGUUCAUCGACUAUGCCAAGCAGCCGCUGGCGGGCACCCUGCCGCAGAAGACUGCCUACCCAGCCACCCAGAACAACGUGCCCGUGGCCACGGCGACAGCGACGGCGGCGACGGCCGCGGUGGCGACCAAUAACCCGGACAAGAAGCCUCCCAUCCCAGAGUACCAGGAGAACGUGAAGCUGUUCCCCCAGCACCCCUACCAGCCCACCCAGGCAUACCCCCAGUGGGAGCAGGUGCGAACCCUCUGGUCCUUGUAGCCCAAUGCUGACGACAAGCCGGCGCAGGAAUACUAAGUUAUCUCAGAGCAGAACGGAGAACGGCAUGAGGCGAGCCUCGAAGGGGAGGCUCGGCAAAGAGGUUGUGGAGGUUAUGGCUGGGCGGUGGUGGAGGGCAGUGCUGGCAGCAGCAGCGGCGACAGCAGCAGUAGCAGGUCAGUGUCGCACGUUCGCACUUCCUCCGUUCUCCCGUGCCGCCGAGAGGUGCGGCAGCACACUGUCUCGGUCGUUUUAUCAUGUUGAGUACGUUUUAGGGAGCAUAACUGGUAGCAUCACUAAUAUUUAAGAGCAGCGGGGCGGCGGCGGCCGGGCCUCACCGCACCCCAAGCUGUGACAGGCGGCUCUGUAGCAGCGCCGCACCUGUGUCGUCCCUCACGCCGCGCCGGACCAAAGUCUCAGUGCCAGGUGAGGCUGUGGUGGCCCGUCCCCGCGGCGGCCGGCGCAGUAGUCCCAACCCUCCCCCCACCUAACCCCCCUAUGCACAGGUGUGACCCCUACCACACCACACCACACCGCCUGCCCCACUGCCCGGCCCCACCCACCCCUUCCACACUAGUACUCACUGUUCAUUGUGCCCACUGUCUAUUGGGCCAGGACUCGCACACACACAGACACACACAUACACAUGUACAGGCGUAUUUGGCGCCAUCCUCCCGCCCGCUGGCAGCAAGCAUGUGUAUGGUACAGUAUGUGUACAUAGGUGUAUAUAUAUGUAUAUACUUCAGUAUGUCCAUAUAUACGGUGGUGUAUAUGUACAGUAUUUUUACCAUUAUUUUUGGUGUUCCUUCACGGAGCCUCACAAGGAGCCUACCACUAGCAGCGGCAGCGUGGCAUGGCUGUCCCCAGUGAUCAUUUGAGCAGCACACCUGACACUUUAUUUCCCUCAGAGCAGUGCACCAUGUCACUGUUUUGUCGCCGCCGGUGUGGGGACGGGCUUGGAGGCUGCAGGUGUGUGGCUGGAGUGCGCACCUCCAAACCAAUAUUAACAUGCGGCAAUUCAUUGACUAGGAAACACUGAAAGAUGCUGCAGAGGAGGAGUGACGAGUGAGAGUGGGAAGCGUACUUGGUAUUUAUAGUUACUCCUGACCUUGGGGGCGCUCAUACCUGGGCAGCGUGAGGAAGCAAGGGGCCACGUCGUAGGGGCGGACUAGGUUACAUGGCGUUCGUCUCUCUCUCGGUGAGGGGAGAGGAGCGAGAGGCCUCCCUUCCCCAGGGACAGGGAGGAGGUGACAGUAUAGUAAGAACUUAAUUUUAUUCCAGUAGAUGUGCAUGUAGUUCAGCACUCCAUCUUAGCAGUUAAGACUUAACCUUUUUAAACAAAACAAAAAACAUGUUGUGCCUUUCUUUAACGGCACACGCGUAAACGUAACUGUAAAUGAGAGAAUUUUUUUACGGAUUCAAACCAACCAACCUCCGCUGUGUACAUGAUGUAACGUUAGUUGACGGACAAGUUAGCCGGGCUGCUCCCACACACGCUCUCUGUUGACUUGGUUCACACAUUUGCCUUUAUUGUCUAGAGGUAGCUUAUGCCCGCACGGGUUCCUCCACUCCCGAGACUCGAGGCCAUCGUAAGCCUUUCGCUAUCACGCCAUCUAUACCGCCUCCCCUUUACCUACGACACGCGGAAACGCCGAUUCACGGGCACCGCUUGAACCCUAUGGUUGGGGGGUGCGUUAUGAGGUGUCGGUGCUUCUCUUGGUGUCCUGGUCAGGGGAGGAAGGUAGAGGAAGUGUGAGACAGAAAUUAUGCAUAACGGGGGACCUCCAGUAGUAGAUAAUUUGUGUACGUAACCCGGGACGAGGCUGUAGAUGAGGUCUUAUAGCGGGUACUCUCGUCUUUCCCUCUUAGUACUGUUCCUCUCUCACUUUCUGUUUUCUUGGCCUGUCUCUUCUCUCGGUCAUUCUGUCGCCUCUCUCUUCUCUGAAUAAUUCUCCAGCUUUACGUACUUUUCCUUGUUAAUAUUUAUAGUCUCUCUCUCUCUCUCUCUCUCUCUCUCUCUCUCUGUAGUGCGAGUGCUAGAUCACCAGUUGUCUCCUGCAAACUUAGGUAAUUUUAGCCUAACUUAAACUUACAGAAAAAAAAAGAAUCCAGAUAUAGUAGGCCUCAUUUUGUUCCUUAACUAUACCAUUUUUCAUUCAUUUUUGUUCUUUGUGAAAGAACAAUGUUGAUUGUGUAACACUAUUACCAUGUUAUUAUUUGUUAUUAUUUUUAUUUAUUUGUUUUUUAUAUAUAUAAACUGCAUAACUCAGUGAAACAGCCAUAUUUAAAGGGCAAAAAGAAAGUGGCUGACCCACCUCCAUAUUUACUUUUUCUCUUCAAGGCUUCAAGGUGAAGGUACACACACACACACACACACACACACACACACACACACACACACACACACACACACACACACACACACUUUCAACUGUGGAACAUCCUAGGCAUUGUCCCCAAUGAUGGGGUAUCAUGUCCCAGCAUGGCCAAAGAUUGGGUCACCAUGAGCUCCAGCUCUCUCUGGGAGGGUACUUGCUGGUGAUCACAAGUCCAGCACAUGGUCAUAUUGGGUGAAUUCAUGGGUUUAAAGAUAUAUAUGGCCAUGAAGGCAGUACAAUGCAAGGAUGACUCAUAAACAGCGAGGGAAAUCAAUACACACACACACACACUCACACACACACACACACACACACACACACACACACACACACACACACAGCUCUUUUCCUGUAUUUCACAACUAGGUAAAUACACACACACACACACACACCUGUAAUCAAUGUAGUACAUUUAUAAGGUGGUUAAUAUGAGAUGGGUUUUCCAGAAUGAUAAGAUGGUAAUGACAUUUGGCAAGACGAGGUAAUGACAUGAAAGACAAAGGGGAAAGAUAGAAAGAAAGUGCGAUAUUCUUGUGAUGUCUUGAAAUGAGUGUAACAAAAAUUUUAAAAAGUCACAUAAUUAAAAUGUAAGAUGCAUUGGCCUUGGAUGCUAAUAAGAAGGUCAGGCUAAGAGAUGCAUUUGCAAGUGUUUGUGUUUACAUGAAAAAAGAGAAUUUGUAAAGGUAGUCAUAUCAUAUUGCUAGCCAACCUAUACAGCACAUAGCAAUAUCUAAUGACCAUGAGUAUAUAUGAAGUAAGUCAAAAUAACUAUGUCUUGAUAAUAACAUAAAGCUAGCUGACACACACAAGGCAUAUAGAACAUAGCAAUAUAUGGCGACCAUGAGUAUAUGCUAAAGAAAAGACAACAACAUAAUGCCAGGUAACAUAAGCAACUGAUACUUACUGUCAACCAUAACCACCACCAACACAACCCAAAAUAUACAACCAAGCACACCUUUACCUUGUUACCUUGACGAGAGUGUAUCCAACCCUUGAAAAACCAGAGGGAGGUGUUUGGGACAGUUGGGUCAUUGCCACUAUGCCCAGGGCUGUAUCUCGUGACCUUAUUUGAGUUGCAUGACCUAUGAUGGACUGCUGGAUUGCCAAACAGUGACGCCCUCAUGAUGUUACAGCGUUUGUGAGCGUGUGUGUGAUAAUUGAAAAUGUUGAAGUGAUUAGUUAAGUGAAGUGGAUAAAUCAGGCUUGCCUCACUAUAUCUUGUUCCUGUGAUGAGAAUUGCAGUGUGAGGGAAAGACAGUUGAAAUAAGAGCCAAGCAAGCCACACACAGUUUUGUUUUAACACUGUCCUGUCCUGUCUCUAAGUUAUAAUAGAAAAAAAGUGAUUGAGUAAUGCCUUGUCUUGGACCCAUAUUCUCAGAUGCUUGUGGCUUUUAUAAUAACUAUAUCCAAAACCCACAAAGGAGGUGAUUCAGGUUUUCAUGCAUAUUUUAACAUUCAUGGUGCAACAGAAGCCUUGUCAUACUAUCACAAGGCUCAUAAAACUACCCAUGGAAAUACUAACACUACUUCUAUGAAAGUCCAAUUAAAUAUGAGUGUGUGAGACCUGAAGUGUUUGAAAAUAUGGGCCUUGGCUUGAUGAUAUUCACUAAUUCUCAUGUAUAACUAAACCCACAGAAGAAUUGACCCGUAGUGCAAAGCUAGUUAUAGGUUCAGUAAUUCUCAUGCAUCAGAAUUUUCCCACAGUGCAAGGCUUGAAGGAAACUAAAACAGAAUUGGAAAAGUUAAAAAAGUCGAGGAUAUGUCUAUUUGUGUAUCAGUGGUUUGCAGAGAAGAAAAGGAGACAUAGGAAGGCAGGCAGAGGAGGUCACCCGCACAAGCUGCCCUCACUGGUGUAGCUUUGUUUUGUAAGCUAAAAGGUUGUUUAAGGGAAAGGGCAGCUUGGUAGGGCCUGUGUGCCUGUCUGUCUGUCCCAUUCUACUGUCUGGGAGAGAGGAAAUGGUCGUGUGUCACCUGCCAAAUUACUAGUUUAUGUUCAUUAAUUGUGCCUGGACUCAUUAUGCAUUAUUAUUAUUAUCAUUAUUAUUAUUAUUAUUAUUAUUAUUAUUAUUAUUAUUAUCAUUAUUAUUAUUAUCCCAAUUUUCACUGUGACAUUUGUUUCAUGAAUAUUUAACUUACUGUAUAACUUUUUGUUAAAUAAACAUUCAUUUUUGUAAA